This is a messenger RNA of Scleropages formosus (Asian bonytongue), 4017 nucleotides long. RefSeq names its product solute carrier family 39 member 9 (gene slc39a9). The record is from RefSeq and is a predicted model, not a curated record. Bases 539 to 1471 code for a protein of 310 amino acids. Gene Ontology annotation, cellular component: membrane. Gene Ontology annotation, biological process: zinc ion transport; transmembrane transport. Lineage: Eukaryota; Metazoa; Chordata; Actinopteri; Osteoglossiformes; Osteoglossidae. Gene Ontology annotation, molecular function: metal ion transmembrane transporter activity. The transcript has 7 exons.
GGCUGUUUAGCGCUGUCGCUGAGUGGUUAUGCUGCAUAAUAGCGAUGCACAAAACAAGUAUACGCUUAAACUAAUUAACGAAUUUUAAUAUGAUAUGGAACAGUAACGAUCAGUAAACCGUUACGCGACAAGACAGAGAGACGCAGUACAUAUCGCUUCACUUUUCUGAUUCUAGUAACAGCAAUUUCUGUUGCUCAGUCUGGAUAUGCAGGUAUUCAUCCUGAACCGGACGUCAACAUAAAUUACAUAAACACUUUUUUUUUUUUUAAAUAAAUUUUACAUGAAUUGUUGUUGCUAUUUGGACCCCAGCUCUCACGGUAGCAUUUGGUUUAUGCAUGUGUUUCGUUUCGUUUAUAAUCUUGCUGAUUAGCUGAUUGCUGGUGUUGACAACUAGCAGCUAGCUAACUGUUGUUAGCCACGUCGCCCUGUCUAGCUAGCAGAGGUGUUAAACGAGUGCCGCUGAAUUUCGCCUUCGAACGAGCACUUCACCUUCACCAUCAGUAACCCUGCUACAAAGGUCUUGCCGUGGACGGCAAAAAUGGACGAUUUCACGUCGAUCAGCCUGCUGUCGCUGGCCAUGCUAGUGGGCUGUUAUGUGGCAGGAACAGUCCCCCUGGCCGUCAACUUGUCCGAGGAGAAGCUCAAGUUGGUUACAGUGCUUGGGGCAGGGCUGCUAUGUGGAACUGCUCUUGCUGUCAUUAUUCCGGAAGGGGUCCAUGCAUUGUAUGAAGAAGUUCUGGAGGCUGGGCACCAUGCUCACGGACAGGCUGAUGACACCGGGGGCGUGGAGCAGAAGGCUCCUGCAAGUGGAUCUGUAGGCACUGGUGGCAACCACCUGCAGAGUCAUGAGCAGCUGCACGCCUAUAUUGGGGUGUCACUUGUGCUGGGGUUUGUUUUCAUGCUGCUUGUCGACCAGAUUGGCAGUUCCCAUGUGCACAAUGCAGACGAUUUGGAAUCUGGAAGACCUGCAAACUCAAAGAUCACCACAACUCUGGGUCUAGUGGUCCAUGCUGCAGCUGAUGGUGUUGCCCUUGGGGCUGCUGCGUCCACAUCGCAGACUAGCGUCCAGCUCAUUGUCUUUGUGGCAAUUAUGCUUCACAAGGCUCCAGCAGCAUUUGGCUUGGUGUCCUUCCUGAUGCAUGCAGGGCUGGAGAGGAACCGAAUCCGCAAACACCUGCUGGUGUUCGCCUUGGCAGCUCCUGUUCUUGCCAUGCUUACUUUCCUAGGCCUAAGCCAGAGCAGCAAGGAGGCCCUGUCAGAGGUCAAUGCCACAGGAGUUGCCAUGCUUUUUUCAGCUGGGACCUUCUUGUAUGUGGCCACUGUCCAUGUUCUGCCAGAGGUGGGGGGUACAGGACAUAGUCACGCCCCAAACGGAGGCACUGGAGGAAAAGGACUCAGCAAGGUGGAGGUCGGGUCACUGGUGCUGGGCUGCCUCAUUCCUCUUGUCCUCUCCAUUGGACACCAGCACUAAAGGGUAGAGCUGAGCCCGAGGAGAUGGGAGCACUUGGGGUUCUGGGAUGGUGGCCAAACAAACUAUACUGAUAGAAACUUUCUUAUUCCUCAGUAGAGAGGCUUGAUUUUCCGAUGGUCUCGGGUGGCUGAGACCGUGAUUUUGAGGGGAGGUGGCAUCCCCUUUCCCUGCAGAGGAGAACAGAGUGGGUGUGUAGCCUUGUGUCCGUUUGGAAUGCACCACCUCCAAGUGUGUUUCUCUUUAAGAGGCUAGAGACUAACAGCCUCUUUUUAUUCUGAAUUUAACAUGUUUUAUGGGAGCCUGGGAUAUUCAAGAGUUGGGUUGCUGUAAUAUUACUGUACUGAUCAUGUUUCUGUUAAGUUCCAUGGUAUUGGUUGUAUCAGUGCAUUUUCAGAUGUCAAACUAGGUGUUGUGGCCAACAGUGUACUGAAUUUAAAGGUAAACGGUAAUGAAAAUGAGGUGCUGCACAACUGUCAGAAGACAUCUUUAUUUGGCAGUUCUAGUGAAUGACUCUUUGGUGGAAUAGAGCUUCACUUAGUCUUCAUCAUGGAAAAAUUAUUUUCAUAAAAAAUGCAUUUAUUAGAGCAAUGUGCAUAAUUUUAAUGUUCAUGGUUUGACCCUAUAUCGAGCUCUACAUGUAUUCAUAAAGUUUUUUUUUUUUCAAUUGUAAAACGGUAGAGCAGCACUUCUUUUCUUGGACUAUAAGCCAGAAAUGCAGGGAUCCAAAAUCCAGCUGUUUUGUCUCUAAGUCUGCUUCUGCAUAUGAACUGAUUGAAGCUCUGUCUCACAAAUUUCUGGGCUCCUUUUGCAAGCUAUAUUUUCCCCAGCAAACUGAGUGCUAAUGUGAAUAAUCUUCCUUGUAAGUGGCUGUUCCCUGUUGCAGCCAAGAUACACAUCCAGUCAGAUUUUACAAAUGAAUGCUUUUCUUACCUUUGUUUCACAAGACUACACAUUAGCUAAUUCAUUUAUUUACACGGUUUUUUUUUUUUUUAAAAUUUAAAAAAAAAAAAAAAAAAUUGUGCUCUUUUGUACCAUAUCAUACAUCACUCACACAGUGCUCCUCUGGAUAGGCUUGAUCAUUUGUGUUGUCCAGCUGCAUCAUCAAACAGCACAAGUCACACACUGAGAGGUGAGGUUCUUGUUUCCUGUUAUCUUUUUCUAAGAUGCCAUUUUUCUAGCCAAAAGCAGAUAAUGUAUAAACAAAAGGAAAUAGUCUGUUGUAAUAAGUUUGAAAUUUGAAAUUGUAGUAUUUUUUCUGUUUUCUGGUGUAUGUGUAAUGGAAAAAGGGGAAUAAGGUUAAAUCCUUGAAUUUUUAUUAUGUUGAGGGGCUAGAUCUGGUCAGUCUGACAGAUGGCGUGAUUAGGUCUGCAGAGAACUGGAAAGCUGGAUCCUUUCCUCUAGUGACUCUGGAUGUUACACGCAGAUUUCUUCCGAUGCCCUGGAAGAGAAGGAAAAAGAUGCUGUGUGGACAGCGAGUUGGCGUGUCCCAAAAUAGUCUUUUAAGAAAUACUGGGUUUAUGUCAUUAAUUGUUGGUGUCUGCAUUAGUUGCCAGCAAAUUCAUUCAGCUCUUUCAGGCCAAGUAUUCUCUUGAUCUAGAAAUGAAUCUUCCUGUUUGCUUUGUAGAUGUGAACGUCUCCAUUUGUUGUUCACAUUUGUUCUGGUGAUUGUCAGUUUGAAGAGGCCUGCUGAAAGCAGAGCUGUUUGUUUAUAUAUAUUGUAUGAUAGCAGCUCUGUCUGCUCAAGGUCUUUAUUCAUGAAUUAUUCCCUCAUUAGGUACCUGAGGAUUUAUACUUGUUCUCAAGUAGAUUCUUCGGAGUAGUAAAUUUAGUUAAAAGGGUAAUAGUGACAGGUUACCUUGUUAAUGUCACAUGAGAGAGGUUACCAAAUAUGUGAACUAGGGCUUAAGAGCUCAUGUGGACAAGUCAGUUCCCACUGAUGAUCUGUUUUCUACACCUGUAACCUAAAACUCUUUAUUUCCUCUCAUUUCUACGGUUUCCAUUAAAGGAGUUCCUGCUGUCCUGAUUCAGUUAUGAUCAUCAUCUUGAAUUUCCCUUAGCGGAGCCAGUGAGGCGUACAUCCCGCUCCUGCAAUCAGAGUUGUUCUAUUUGCUGUAUGGAUAGCACUCUAUCUUAAUAGAGGUCAUGAAGGAAGAAAAGUUAAUAGCAUUAAACAGUGUUGCUUUUGAGGUGAGUCUUAAGAGUGCUGAGACAACAUUGGCCAAACAAGGGGUCUCUAAUGUAGAGUCAUGCUGCUCCUUUUUGAUUUUACUGAACUGUAUAACACACACUACCCUCCUACACCUGGACCACUGGUAUUGGUCGUCAUUUGCCAGCUACUUUGCCUUCAACGAAAAGGUUUGCAGACGAGGAUGAAACCUGGGGAUAGGGGCUGAGGCUGGACUGUCACUCAUCGCUUUUAAUUUACAUUCCAAGGAAGUCUGCCUUAUCUCAUUCUCUUGAUUGUGAAAUCUUAACAGUUGUUGCAAAACUGUGUUUUAUGAUGAUUUCAAUAAAGUUUUUAUUUAAUAGGUACAGUCGGAACAAAG